Columba livia (rock pigeon) is the source of this 2398-nucleotide messenger RNA. RefSeq names its product arylacetamide deacetylase-like 4. The coding region runs from base 384 to 1622 and encodes 412 amino acids. Gene Ontology annotation, cellular component: membrane. The record is from RefSeq and is a predicted model, not a curated record. Gene Ontology annotation, molecular function: lipase activity; carboxylic ester hydrolase activity. The transcript is spliced from 4 exons. NCBI's taxonomy places the organism in Eukaryota, Metazoa, Chordata, Aves, Columbiformes, Columbidae.
UCUGCCAUCAUCCAUCCAUCUUGCUAUGUCCUCAUAAAAGUCAAUUAGGUUGGUCAAGCACGACUUCCCCUUGGUGAAGCCAUGUUGACUGCCCCUAAUGACACUCUCACCCCUGGUAUGCCUUGAGAUGGCACCAAGAAGUCAUUCCAUCAGUUUCCCAGGGAUGGAGGCGAAGCUGACCUCCCCCUUUUUUUAGUAUAAUAAAGUGUUGUCAGUAAUACCAUUAGCAAAAGAGGGGUGGAGAAAAUUAGUGUAUUGCAACAUUAAUAUACAUGUCUGCUUAAGAACAAGUGCUUAGUAUCCUGUGCCGUCACCUCAGAAACACUUGAGAACAAAACUUAAGACCACGUAGUUUAUUUAGCCUUCACUUCCAUUGAAGUGAAAUGGCAUCUGUUUAUACAACUUUAGCAAUAAUAGGAAUAUUUUUCAUUUCUCCUUUUAUAAUACCAGCACUAGUUUUGUUGGGGUUACUUUAUGAUUUUUUGAAGUCUGAACUGCCACCUGGAAUCGACCAACCUCUAAAGCUUCGUGUGUUCAAUUCAUUGCUGGUUACAAUCAUGAUCUUGGGCAAGAUCUUGAAGAAGCUGGGGAUCUGCAGUGAUUUAAGCUUAUUGCGAGUUGCGCUAGAUGGAAUACCACCAUGGAGAGAUUCAAAACUUCUUAUCAGAGAUCUCAAAGUAGAUGAGGUACCGCUGAGGAUUUAUCAGCCUAAAGCGCCACCUACUGGCAAAAGAAGAGGAAUACUUUAUUUUCACGGAGGCGCUGGCACGUUUGGGAGCAUUAGAGCCUUUGAAAGAAUAUGCCGCCAUAUCGCCAAAAAAUGCAACGCAGUGGUUGUGUCUGUUGGUUAUCGUUUGGCUCCUGAACACCCAUACCCAGGGCAAUAUUUUGAUUGCCUCAAUGCCACCUUAUACUUUAUGAGGAAUUUAGAAGAGUAUCAUGUGGAUCCUGCUCUCAUCAUCAUUAGCGGUGACAGCUGUGGAGCUAAUUUUGCCACGGUUAUUUGCCAAAUACUGCUGAAUAAAAGAGAUCUCCCAAAAGUACGUGCUCAGGUCUUACUUUACCCAGGACUCCAGGCGCUAGAUUUCCAUUUGCCUUCCUAUCAGCAGAAUGCUUCAGUCCCCAUAUUGUUUCGGAAGCUAGUUAUCUACUUCUGUUUUCGUUACCUUAAUAAAGAACCAGACGUUUUGGAAGAUGUCCUACAAAACUGCCAUGUUCCUGAGAGUAUGAAACAGAAGUAUAAAAAAUGGAUAAGUGCUGACAAUAUUCCUGAUGAAUUUAAGAUUAGAGGCUACGUACCACAGAAACCCACUUCAUUUAAACCUGAAGUCCAUGAAGCAAUCAAAGAAAUUUUAGCAGGAACAUUUUCCCCACUUUUAGCUGAAGACUCCAUUAUUUGCCAGAUGCCUGAAUCCUACAUUGUGACCUGUGAGUUUGAUGUGCUUAGAGACGAUGGAUUGUUAUACAAGAAGCGAUUAGAGGACAACGGCAUUAAAGUAACCUGGUAUCAUUCUGAGAGUGGUUUCCAUGGAAUUGUAUCUUUCUUUGGUUAUGGGAUUUUUUCCUUCUUAUCUGCAAAAAAGAUAAUGGAUAAUACUGUGAAUUUCAUAAACAGUUUAUAAAGCUAUUUUUCAGAACAAAGAUGCUAGUCUUACAUUAUGCUUGGCAAAGAAUGUAAACAUGGUUGUUCUAUGUUUUGGAUUUUGACUGGAUUUUGUACUUUCUAAUUUCUCCUUCUGCAAUGACUCUCAAUUAUUUAAAGCACCACCAUUCUAGAAAACAUUAUAAAACCAUAUCAGCAUGAUGGAGAUGCAACAGCAAGGCACCUCCCACAUACUGUUUCAGCUCAGCUCUAGCAUCUCGGCGUGGCUGGCACACAUUCCAGGCAAGCAGCAAGAACAUCUCUUCCAGAAGAUUCUUCAGCUGCCCAGAAAUGCUGAAGACAACAACUGGCAGCAACUUCAGCCCCUGUGAGAGACUGGAGAUGGCUGGGGUACCAGAUGGAGAGCCCAAGGACUCAGGUUUUGGGAAGUCUUAUGUCAGGUAGUGAAUUUGCAGCUAUGCAUUUUAAUUCCUAGGGUUAGUUUGCACAAAGGCUACACUUCUCUUGAAAAAGUGUAGUCAAAAGAAAGGCUUCUGGAGCAGAAGUGCUAAACCAGAGCUAGUGUGGGUUUGAUGUUGUCUGUAAUCUGAUAAAUGAUGGUUCAUUUUGGAACUUGAUUCUUAAACUGGAAUUCCUAAACUUUAAUGAGAGAUAAACUGAGCAUGAAUCUAAACUCAGCCUCCUGUGUUGCUUUUUAACCAUGUUCUUCUUUUAGAGGAAAACACAAAUGCAAAAACCCCCCGAUAUUGAGGUAAUGAGAUAAUUUCAUAAGUGCACCUUUCCAAAAAAACAUUG